AGGCGUUGGACAUUCGAACAGAAACGGCGCGGCUUGUAUUUUGGAGACAGCUGUUGAAAAGAAUACAGCGAUUAAAGUUUUUAAAACCGAUGUAGUAGCAGUUCAGAGGGUAAUCUAAAGGGUCUAGAAAACGCCUGUUCUAUGUGUCGGAAGAUUAACAGUGGCGUUUAAUUGGAUGAGCGCGUCUUCACUGUCCACUUCGUGAGAAAGAUGGACCUGUUCAAGACGAGAUGCGUCAUUGUUGAACUGUUUAUCCAAAUGACCCUCUUUGAGGCGGUGUGGCCAUUGAACCAGAAUGACGUCAAUGUUUGCAGUGUUUGGGAAAGCUUCUCCACACUUGUAAAGGAGUCUUAUGCACACCCCGUGGAUCACGUGUAUGAAGAGCCAUGUGCAGACACAUGGAACAGGAAAUGUACACGGCACAUGAUCACAUAUCGGACUGCUUAUAGGCAGGGAGUGAAAACUGACUACAGGAGGCGCUACCAGUGUUGCCCAGGAUAUUAUGAGAGCAGAAAUGCUUGUGUUCCACGAUGUACACAAGAGUGUGUUCAUGGGCGCUGCCUGGCUCCUGAUCGUUGCCAGUGUGAGCCAGGAUGGCGUGGAGAGAACUGCACCAGUUCCUGUGAUGCUCAACACUGGGGACCUGACUGCAAGAAUGAAUGCGAAUGUCAAAACAAAGGAUGGUGUGACCCAAUGUCAGGAGUCUGUGUUUGUCGUAAUGGCUACUUUGGCUCCAACUGCAAAAACUCCUGUCCUUCAGGGACCUAUGGCAAGGCCUGCAAGAAGAAGUGCCAAUGUGGGCCUGGAGCCACCUGUGACAAAGAAUCUGGGGAGUGCACUUGCGCAGAGGGUUAUACUGGAGACCUUUGUCAGACAGCUUGCACAUCCAAACCUUGUCCUCAUCACUGUCCUUGUCAAAAUGGUGGAAUCUGCCAAGGAAGAGGUAUCUGUCUGUGUCCACAAGGCUGGACGGGGUCAGUAUGCACCGAAUCUUGCCCCCCAGGUUGGCAUGGGAUUAAUUGUUCUCUUGAGUGUUUGUGCUACAACAAGGGGCAGUGUAUUCCCACAGAUGGACACUGCAACUGUACAGUAGGCUUCACUGGAGAAAGGUGUCAGGAAGAAUGUCCAGUGGGUUGGUAUGGGAAAGAUUGUACUGAGCAAUGCAACUGCGAGAAUGGUGCCCGCUGUUACCAUAUCAAUGGGGCAUGUCUUUGUGCACAAGGUUUUACUGGCCCACGCUGUAACCAAAGGAUGUGUCCAGAUGGUUUUUAUGGGAUGAAAUGUGAUCAGGCCUGUCUCUGCCAGGAGGAGCAUACUCUCAGCUGUCAUCCAUUAAAGGGAGAAUGCACCUGUAUGCCAGGCUGGGCAGGGCUCUUUUGUAAUGAGACCUGUCCUCAUGGAUACUUUGGGACAGAAUGCCGAGAGCCCUGUCUUUGUCUUAAUGGAGGAACUUGUAACAGUGAGACCGGACUCUGCCACUGUACCCCUGGCUAUUUGGGAAGGCACUGUUCUCAUCACUGUGCUCCUGGCACCUUUGGCACUAACUGCUCAUCUGAGUGUGUGUGUAAGAAUGCUGUGGCCUGCUCACAUAUUGAUGGAACCUGCUUCUGCAAAGAAGGUUGGCUCGGGCCGGAUUGCUCUAUACCCUGUUCCAGUGGUACCUGGGGUCAGAACUGCAAUCUAACAUGCCAGUGUUUCAAUGGAGCAUCUUGUAACCCCCUAGAUGGGUCAUGUUCUUGUACCCCAGGCUGGAGAGGAGAAAGAUGUGAUCAACCUUGUCCAGAUGGUAUGUAUGGACCGAGCUGUGGACUGCAAUGUAAAUGUGAGAAUGCAAAUGGAUGUGACCAUAUUACUGGAGACUGCCAGUGCCUUCCUGGCUGGAUUGGUGCAUCCUGUGACCAGCCCUGUGAAGAGGGUUACUGGGGGCCCAAAUGCAGCAAAAACUGUAACUGCAAGAAUGGCGCCACCUGCCUGGCCUCAAAUGGAACCUGCCAGUGUGCUCCUGGAUUUGAGGGUCCAAAAUGUGAACAAAACUGCCUGGCCAACACAUUUGGCCGUGACUGCACCCAGAGAUGUCCACCUUGUGUUCACAGCACUGCCACCUGCCAUCACAUCACUGGACAAUGCGACUGUGAUCCCGGCUAUAUGGGCCCACUCUGCAGUGAAGGCUGUCCUGCAGGACACUAUGGAAAGCAUUGUACCAGCAUUUGCAAAUGCUUCAAUGGUUCUUCAUGCAACUCAGUUGAUGGAUCAUGUACCUGCUUACCAGGAUGGACGGGCAGCGACUGUAUGCUGAGAUGUACCUCUGGAACAUUUGGGCUUAGGUGCCUCCAGAUCUGCUCUUGCCCCAAUAAUGUUACUUGUGACCCCGAGACAGGAAAGUGUUCAUGUGAGUUAAGCAGAUCAGGAGACUGCAUCACAGAUGUGAAAGGAAGCUCAGUUAUUCCAGUGGUACCACUUGAGAGGGAUUCCCUUGGGGCAAUCAUCGGCAUUGUUGUUUUAGUCAUUUUGGUGGUUCUGCUGCUUGCACUCCUUAUUAUCUGUCGCUGCCGACAAAGGGGCAAGGAGAGCCGGGUGCCUGCUGUAUCCUACUCUUCCUCUCAUGUGAUCAAUUCAGAAUAUGCCAUCCCAGAUGUCCCUCACACCUACCAUCAUUACUAUUCGAACCCAAGCUAUCACACUCUGUCUCAAUGUGGAGUGAUGCCACCUGAUCCCCCAAAGAACCGUGAACGAGGAAACUCAGUGAAGACAGCCAAUAAUCCGAUUUUCUCCAAUGUAAAGAACUUGGAGAGGGAGCGUCUGGGCCCAUAUGGACCAGAGUGUAAUGCCACUUUACCAGCAGACUGGAAACAUCACGCCACAGCACUCUGCAAGGAUAUUGGAGCCCUUGGAAUAGACAGAAGCUUCAGCUACAGCAACAGUUUGGGAAAAUAUCACAAUAAAGAAUAUGGCAACGAUCCCCCUCUGGACCUGAGCAGCACCUCCCUGAACAGUGAAAACCUUUAUGCAACAAUUAAGGACUUGCCCAUGCUUAUCAGCAAGACUUCAGAGAGCAGCUACAUGGAAAUGAAGUCACCAGUGCAUAGGGAGCGAUCUUAUGCUGAAAUUGUGGUUCUUGCAGCACCACCAAGCAAAGUAAAAGAUUCUGACUUGGAGAGGAGGUCCUUGGUAGAAGUGCCUGAAAGCCCCACUCAUAAUCACUAUGAUCUGCCAAAAAAUAGCCACAUUCCCUGUCACUAUGAUCUUCCUCCUGUGCGCCAACCUCCAUGUCCAAAGCCCCAGAAGCUAAAUCGAUGAAAAACAGAGGAGCAGUGGAUUGUGGAUUAUGCCUCUUAGAGACAUUUUUGCAGAACAGGAACAGGAGAUAUAUUGGAUACAAAAUGCCCCCACGAAGGGCAGCUUCCUUACUGCAGCAUCACAUUGCUCACAGAAGCAAACAGGACACAAGUGUUUUUGUCUUCAAAAGAGAUGUCCUGUAUGUCUUCUUCUACCAUGUACUGAGACUCAAACAUCUGAGAUGAUCAGGUACUUGUGUCUUCUGUCUGUAUUUGUUAACUUUAAAGAGGUAAACAAAAAAAAGAAACUGCUAUGAACAAUUUUAAUGCUGUGGUCCAAAGACUUUUGUUGGACUCAAAAAAGAAAGAAAUCUGAACAAAAUAAGCCAAACAAAAACAGGAUUCAGUAAAACUUGGAAACUGGUGACACCACAAUGUUGGUCAAAGUUAACCCUUAGGUGACUCUAAAAUAAGCAGCAGUUAUCUUGGACAUAUUUGACAAGUGUGUACAUUACUAGCACUGCUCAGCCGUGCUAUUUGGAAUUUCAGCCUGAAAAGUGUUAAUUCAUGGAUGGUUGGUAAAUCUAAACAUCACCUUGAUGCUUUCAGUUAAGUAUUAAGUAAAGACUAUGCCUCUUACCCAUGCAUGCAUUCCUAUCAUCAGAGCUUUACCACAGUGUGCUGUUUUUGAUUUUCCUGUAGCUUUAAAUACCAUCAACCUACAGCAGCAGCUGCAGUAUUUCAAAGGCUUCUUUGUGUUGAAUGUUGUUCAAAGAGAUAAGAUGCAAAAAAAUGCAAUGCAUUGUGCACUUACAGUAUACGAGGGAUAUCCAGAAAAAAAGGUUACAACAGCUGUUAAAA
Messenger RNA from Polypterus senegalus (gray bichir), 4136 nucleotides. RefSeq names its product platelet endothelial aggregation receptor 1 (gene pear1). Gene Ontology annotation, molecular function: scavenger receptor activity; protein binding. Lineage: Eukaryota; Metazoa; Chordata; Cladistia; Polypteriformes; Polypteridae. The transcript has 23 exons. The record is from RefSeq and is a predicted model, not a curated record. The coding region runs from base 211 to 3297 and encodes 1028 amino acids.